CAACCAUGGCUCAAAUGCUCCAAAAUGUUUACAGGCUGGCCUUCCCAGUGGCUAUUGGGGGUAUGCUAGUCCAAAAUUCCCUUUACGAUGUCAAGGGCGGCACACGAGCUGUCAUCUUCGAUCGAGUGUCUGGUGUGCAAGAGAAGGUUGUCAACGAAGGAACACAUUUCUUGAUCCCCUGGCUGCAGCGCGCAAUUGUCUACGAUGUCCGCACGAAGCCUCGUAACAUCUCCACCACUACAGGAAGUAAGGAUUUGCAGAUGGUCAGUUUGACGCUGCGUGUGUUGCACCGCCCGGAGGUGCCGAAGCUGCCGCAGAUCUACCAGUCAUACGGUACCGAUUACGAUGAGCGUGUCCUUCCAUCCAUCGGAAACGAAGUCCUCAAGGCCAUCGUAGCUCAGUUCGACGCCGCCGAGCUGAUCACACAACGUGAAGCUGUAUCCAAUCGUAUCCGUACCGACUUGAUGAAGCGUGCCGGACAGUUCAACAUCGCCCUCGAGGAUGUCUCUAUCACACACAUGACCUUCGGAAAGGAAUUUACACGGGCCGUCGAGCAAAAGCAGAUCGCCCAACAGGAUGCCGAGCGUGCUCGGUUCAUCGUCGAGCGUGCCGAGCAGGAGCGCCAGGCCAACGUCAUCCGCGCUGAGGGUGAAGCCCUGAGUGCCGAAAUUAUCAGCAAGGCCGUCGCCAAGGCUGGCAGCGGAUUGAUUGAGAUCCGUCGUAUCGAGGCCAGCAAGGAGAUCGCCCAGACUCUGUCCGCAAACCCCAACGUCACUUACUUGCCUGGCGGAGGAGAUGGAAAGGAUGGAAACAAGGGUACUAACAUGCUGCUGGGUCUGCGGAGUUAA
Molecule: messenger RNA, 848 nt
Organism: Penicillium coprophilum
Lineage: Eukaryota; Fungi; Ascomycota; Eurotiomycetes; Eurotiales; Aspergillaceae
Gene: phb1
Product: prohibitin subunit PHB1
Exons: 2
Coding region: 6-848 (280 amino acids)
Biological process (GO): mitochondrion organization
Cellular component (GO): membrane; mitochondrion
Source: RefSeq, a predicted model, not a curated record